AGCUGGAGACGGUGAACUCUGUCUGUCCUCCCCCAGAACACGAGGUCUCAAGUCCUUUGGGCUACACCCGCAGCUCAGCGCGGACCAUGUGCUCUUGACACUGGGAGGCAGGGUGGGUGGGUAUCCACACUCGAUGAAACCUCCUUCUCCGCCACAAGAACUGUCACACAACGCAGAGAGGACUCCAGGGGCGCGGCGAACCCUCGCCCCUCACUCCUCUUCCCCUUGGAGACGCGCCGCGCGGCCAAUCACCGGGCACUUCGCCCUCCCGCCACACGGCGGCGCUCGCGAGGGCGCGGCGGCCGAUGGUACCGUCCGCUCUCCCCGCGCCCUCCGCACAGUGGGUCCUUCCAGUUGUAGAAAAGCAUUGUGGGAGGGCAGUGCGGCCUCUCCUGCCUCCGCGCACCGGUCGGGACGUGCUGUGCGCGUGGUUCAAGGAUGGCGAGUGUUUGUGGGCUCGCUGGGCCUCCGACGGCCAGGACGCCGGGCAGGGACUCGCGCCGUCCGAGCCUGGGGACGCGCCCGCGGCGGCCCUGCUGGCCCGAGGUUCUGGGCCCUGAACACGUUGGGGACAGCGGCCGGGUGUGGCCGCGGCCACGUUGUCCGGGGAACCUCAGCGGGCCCCGGAGCGGCCCCCCGUCUGCGCUCCUGCAUCCCCACGCCGGGAAGUAGGGAGAUGGGUUUGAAUGCGUUUAAGUUUGUUGGUCACCCCCUGUAUGCCGGGGAGUUUUUAAUAGAAGCGGGGAUUUCGCUCGUGUGCAAGGGAAAGGCCUCACCGUCCGACUGCCUGCGUGCCCGCCCUGCCGCGGUGUGACGUCCGUCGGCGGACAAGGAAAGUGCCUUUCAGGUUUAGAUCUUGACAGCCGUUUCGAGGCGCAGAACUUGGCAGAAAUCGAAUGAGUAUCACCAACUUUGCAGGUGAAAGAUGGCUGCUGGAAGCAUAGACCGCUACUUGCCAAGUAGUGUCUGGGAGCACAACGGUGACUGACCUAAGGAUGUCUUCGGUGAGGAAUUUGAAAAUUUGAUCUUCACAGGAGUUGCUUGGAUCAUUUAAAGUUUCCAGGAGCCUGAGGUGUAUUGAAAUUAUUGCCCUUGGACAGUCCAUAAAUAUACAUUUUAAAUGGUGGGGCUAUGAAUAAAUAAUUCAAUGUGCUUCUUGGA
Molecule: messenger RNA, 1161 nt
Organism: Equus caballus (horse)
Lineage: Eukaryota; Metazoa; Chordata; Mammalia; Perissodactyla; Equidae
Source: RefSeq, a predicted model, not a curated record